GCAUUUUGAGCGAUUCGGAAGUGUUUUUUGAGAUACUGAAAAAAACGCACAGAUAUAUACAUAUAUAUGCUUAUAUAUAACUAUACAUAUGUAUAUGUAUUCUCAAUAGAGUGCUCGUCGCGCGUGUUACAGAUCUAAAAAAAUAAAUUUCGCAUUUCACAUAUAUAAUAAUUACCGCUAUAUAUGUUUUUCCGUCUUUAUAAAUAAAGCGUGUAAUUAAACAUUUGUGCAAGAGGGGCUCUCUUACAUUGAAACUAAUUGCAUUGCAGCAAUGAUUAUGCAUUAGCCAAAAGCAUUUGCUAAGCGACCUUAAAACAAAGUGAUUUCUGAAAUACAACGAAUCGAGCUUAAAAAAAAAUAAUAACAAUAAAAAACAACGAAACAUUUCAAAAGUAAUAUUAAUAAAACAUAUGAACCAAAAGUUUCAUAUAGUCAGUGAGAACUAAUUUAUUAUAAACAAUUAAACAUGGAUAGUAACAAACUAUUAAAAACUGUUUAUGGCAUCGACAUACACUUUGAAGAUCUGGUCUACCAGGUCAGAGAGUCGAAGCAGAAAGAAAAAAAAUCGGUGCUCAAGGGCAUUACCGGUACGUUCAAAUCAGGCGAAAUGACGGCUAUUAUGGGCCCAUCGGGCGCCGGCAAAUCUAGUCUUAUGAACAUUCUAACGGGCCUCACCAAAAAUGGUGUCUCGGGCACCAUUGAAAUCGGCAAGGCACGCAAAUUGUGCGCCUACAUCAUGCAGGAUGAUCACUUCUAUCCAUUCUUCACAGUGGAGGAGACGAUGCUUCUAGCAGCAGCACUUAAGAUAUCCAAUAAGUGUGUUAGUCUGAAGGAAAAACGCAUUUUGAUCGAUCACUUGUUAAACACAUUAAAGCUGACCAAGGCCAAGCAAACAAGAUGCUCAAAGCUGAGCGGUGGCCAGAAAAAGCGCCUGUCUAUUGCUUUGGAACUAAUUGACAAUCCAGCUGUGCUAUUUUUAGACGAGCCCACAACUGGCCUGGACAGCUCGUCUUCCUUUGAUACCAUACAACUGCUGCGGACACUGGCGAACGAGGGUCGCACCAUUGUGUGCACAAUCCAUCAGCCAUCGACAAACAUUUACAAUCUGUUCAACUUGAUCUACGUGCUAAGUUCUGGUCAAUGCACUUAUCAGGGCACACCCCAAAAUACGGUGCUGUUUCUGAAAACGAUCGGACUCGAAUGCCCCGCCUAUCACAAUCCAGCCGAUUUCUUGCUGGAGUGUGUGAACGGUGACUUCGAUGAUCAUACAGAGGCCUUGACCGAAGGUGCCAGGGACGCACGCUGGCGAUACGAUCAGCAGCUAGUGCAGGACGAGGCAGAGCCACCAACCGAUGCUCAGGUGGCCAAGUUCAACGAAUCGCAAACCCAAGGCCAAGCGGCUCAGUCCAAAAUACAAAAGGCUGAAUCAGCCAAGGAGCUCAUUAAGCACACCUACCCACCGCCUGAAUGGGUACGCUUAUGGCUGCUAAUUGGACGCUGUCACCUACAGUUCUUUAGGGAUUGGACCUUGACAUAUCUGAAGCUGGGCAUGCAUAUUCUGAGUGCCGUUAUGAUUGGACUAUUCUUUGGCGAUUCCGGCAUUAAUGCGACGAAGCAAAUAUCAAAUGUGGGCAUGAUUAUGAUACACUGUGUCUAUCUCUGGUAUACGACCAUAAUGCCUGGCAUCUUGCGCUAUCCCAUGGAAAUUGAGAUAAUCAAAAAGGAAACAUUUAACAAUUGGUAUAAACUGAGAACCUACUAUGUGGCCACCUUGAUAACAUCCACGCCAGUGCAUAUAAUCUUCUCGACAGUCUAUAUAACCAUUGGAUAUCUGAUGACUGAUCAGCCAGUUGAAUUAGAUCGCUUUGUAAAAUAUUUACUAACUGCUGUUGUCGUAACUAUCUGCGCAGAUGGCUUGGGCGUAUUCCUGGGCACCUUACUUAACCCGGUGAAUGGCACCUUUGUUGGAGCUGUUUCGACAUGUUUUAUGCUCAUGUUUUCGGGCUUCCUCAUCCUGCUGAAUCACAUACCAGCAGCCUUACGAUUCAUAGCUGCUCUUUCGCCAAUGCGUUAUGCUCUAGAGAAUAUGGUUGUAUCAUUGUAUGGGAAUCAGCGUGAUAAGCUAGAGUGUCCACCCAACGAAUUCUACUGUCAUUUCAAAAAUGCAAUUACGGUGCUGCGUCAGUUUGGCAUGGAACAGGGCGACUUUGGCUAUAACAUCAUGAUGAUCUUGGGCCACAUAACGGUGUUCAAGAUCCUGGCCUAUUUUACGCUGAAGCAUAAACUCAAAUCAGUUUGAUUUGGAUUGCAUUGGUUGCCUAGUAUUUUGAGCUUAAUAUAAAUUAAAUGUGAUUGUAUGUUACUUACCGCUUAGUUCAAGUGAACAACCUUUUUACAUCGGCGUGUGAUACUUUAACUAAUGCUACCUAUUGCUGCACUACAUACUGUAAAAUAUGUAAAAAAAAAAAAAUAAUAAUAAUAAUAAUAAUAAUAAUAAUAAUAUUAGCGAAUAUGUAGAUUUUAUACGGUUAUAUAUUUCUCAUAUGCAUAUAGGGACUAUAGAUAUGUAUAUAUAUCAUUUAAAUAAGUAAUUAAGUCGUAGUAAGUAAUAAAAUGGACAAGUAAAUAAAUGAAUGACUAUAACAACCUUUAA
Drosophila mojavensis is the source of this 2653-nucleotide messenger RNA. RefSeq names its product ATP-binding cassette sub-family G member 1. The transcript has 11 exons. Bases 467 to 2299 code for a protein of 610 amino acids. Gene Ontology annotation, cellular component: plasma membrane. The record is from RefSeq and is a predicted model, not a curated record. NCBI's taxonomy places the organism in Eukaryota, Metazoa, Arthropoda, Insecta, Diptera, Drosophilidae. Gene Ontology annotation, molecular function: ATP binding; ATP hydrolysis activity; ABC-type transporter activity.